GCUACCUCGAACCUUCGGGGUGAAGAGGCACCGGGCUUGCCGCCAUCUUAGGUCUCGAGGUGCGGCGCCUGAGAGAGUCAGCGCGCAGGCGGGCUCAACCCUGGCUCCGGGCGGGCCCCGCCUCCAGGGUGCCCGGAGCCCGCCCCUCGCCCAGGCUCCGCCUUCCCCCACGUGUCUGCGGCCGAGGGGAGGCGCCUGAGCCGGAGCGGGCUCUCCAGCGGUCUGGCCCGGUCCUCACACAGGCUUCUGUCAGCGGCUCCUGGGAGCGUCCCCGGCUGCCGGAUGCUCCCGCCCCGGCUGCGGCGGGCCGGGCUGGACGCUUAGUGCCCGGCUCGAGCCCUGCCUGAAGCGCCCGCGGGGGUGGCAGUGGCCUCCGCCCCGCGGAGACCGAGCGGCUGGAGGACGAGGCGGCGGCCACGGGGAGGAGGAUGGGGGCUAACCAGUUAGUGGUGCUCAACGUGUACGACAUGUACUGGAUGAAUGAAUACACCUCAUCUAUUGGAAUUGGAGUUUUUCAUUCUGGAAUUGAAGUGUAUGGCAGAGAAUUUGCUUAUGGAGGCCAUCCUUAUCCUUUUUCUGGAAUAUUUGAAAUUUCCCCAGGAAAUGCUUCUGAAUUAGGAGAAACAUUUAAGUUUAAAGAAGCUGUUGUUUUAGGGAGUACGGACUUUUUAGAAGAUGAUAUAGAAAAAAUUGUAGAAGAACUGGGAAAAGAGUAUAAAGGCAAUGCCUAUCAUUUGAUGCACAAAAACUGCAAUCACUUUUCUUCAGCUUUGUCAGAGAUUCUUUGUGGGAAAGAGAUUCCUCGCUGGAUCAACCGACUGGCUUACUUCAGCUCCUGUAUACCCUUUCUACAGAGUUGCCUCCCAAAAGAGUGGCUCACUCCUGCUGCACUGCAGUCUAGUGUCAGCCAAGAGCUCCAGGAUGAACUGGAAGAAGCAGAGGAUGCAGCCGCGUCCGCAGCCAUGGCAAGUGCUGCAACUGGUGCCAGAACUGGGCGUCACACUAAAUUAUGAGCAUCUCCAAAGUCACACCUUCAGAACUGUCUCUGGCAGUUGAAUAGUACUAGAGAAAAGAAAAUAGAGUAAAUGUCCUUUGGAUAUUUUGUAUGCAAAGAUGGCUCUCCCCCAAAUCCCAGUUUUUCAGCUCAGGAUUAUAUUUAUAAUCAAAAACAAAAACAAAAAAAAAAAAGAAAAAAGAAAAAUCACUUGGCGCAGGAGGGAAAACUUUAUAUGAAGCUGCCCUCUUUUUUUUUUUUUUUUUAAUCCACUUGUAAAUUUGGAUUCACUUCCUGUGUUUUAUAUGAGCUCUGUUUAAUUACGUUUACAGUAUUUUGUAUCACUGUUUACAAAUCUUGCAUGGACUUCUGCCACCAUGAAAGAAGAAAACCUUCAUCUUCAAAAAUUAGGCAGGUCAUCUUUGUACACACCCUGAAAAUCGCCAGAGCUACAUCAUAAAAAGUGGGCACAUGGAGAAGUACUUACACAGCUACAGUCCCCAUCAUCUGCUUAAGAGCCGUGUGUUAGAUUUCCCAUUUUUGGCGCCCAGAUACAGGGAUCCAAACUGGCUUGACAUGAAGGAGCACACACAGCCCGAGGGCUCAGGGCCCUGAGUCAAUUCCUCUUUUACCCCCUUCCAUUCUGAGUAGCACAUUUCCCUAGGUGCCCGUGGAGCCCCUGGUUUCAUCCCAAAUAAUGCCCACCUCAGCAGGGUGGUACUGUUGUAUCUGCCAGGCUUGAUGUUCAAUUCUAUAAUGAAGAUGUUUUCAUGGAAGAUACUCAUAACUGACGGUGUUUUUGCACAUGUGUUGAGGCAGGGGCUUCACUUUUAUUUUAAUACAUACUAAACUCCCUGCACAGGAUGUUUUUGGUGGGGUGGGAGUAUCCUAACCUAGCUUCCUGAGCAGCAGUAUGGCCUGAUAGUAAACUGUUUUUUUAACUGGCCAGGCUACCUUUUAUACUAGACAUUGAAAAACUAGAGUCUAAAGAAACACCCUCCCCCAAAGGUAAUUCUUUAAUGUUUAGUACUUUCUGUAUACCAUAUCAGAAAUGGCGUGUUGGACUUUAUUAGUUCAUGAUGAGAGUAGUUUCACCUCAUAAUAGAAAUUCUAUUUUCAUUGAUCUCUCGUUGGAAAAUCAUAUUUUUGUGUGUCUGAUUCAUCUUUCUAUGUUCUCUCAAAUGUGUGUCUCUUACAUAACAAUCUUAGGAAUGAAGUUGUCGUUACAGCUAAGUUGUCUUUAGUAAGGAAGUUGUCUGCUAGAGUCUACCCCCAGUUGACCCUUGGAUGUAAGAACCAAUCAUUACAUGUCACAAUCAAUGUUCUGCCUUAAGAGUGAGUGUCCUGUGUAAAGUAGUGGGUGCAGCAUGGAAACAUCCAAGGUACUGACUGCAGCUUUAGUAUGAAAGUCACAGUUAUUUUGUGAGGAUACAUAUCUUUAAGUAAAUUACAUCUUUAAUUUCCAUGAGCUGAUUUUGAUUGAUACUUAACGUAAGCACACCCUCUUUAGGGAAAGUAAACCUUGGGUUAUAAACACUGGCCUGAGGAAAAUGAAGCCACUUUGUGCUAUUUGACUGUUCUGUUUCCAGAGAGGAAAGCAGUUGUAAGUUAUUCCGCUCCAUGGGGGCCAGAGCAUUUGUUUCAGGAACCGUGAAACAAGACACGGUCUUUACAAAGAGUUGACUUGGUUCAGGUCUGAAAAUGAGACUUGUUAGGACAAAACACUAAUGCUCUCCAAGACAUUGUUCACUUAAAGAAGAGCCCUAGCCCUCAAUCAAGCCCAGGUUAGUAGGAAAUGCUUGGUGAAGUUGACUUGGGGUUUUUGUUUUGUUUUGUUUUGUUUUUUUUAUUAUUAUUAAUAACAUGGAUCAUGGUGUUUUCUAAGCCAUCGAGAUAUAAAUGUUUUGAAUCUGCUAUUGACCCAAGGGGAAAAUGGCCCCUCAGACAUGUCUGGGUAAAUAGUUAGAAAGAGCUCCACUGCUCACCCAGAUCUCAGCAGCUCAACACACAAGUGACUUGCUGUUUUCACACCUGUCUGUAGCAUUUGAAGUGAAAGAUCCUCUGGGACAAUAACAGUGCUUGCACCAGUUCCCAGAAAGUUAGCAGGUCAUGAGAUUCUGGACAUGAGAUUCCUUGCAAUCUAGAGUACCUGAGGUUGAAGGAGAAAGAAAAUCUCAUUUAGUGAGGACCUUCUCUACUGCAAAUUAAGAAUGGGUUUAAUUAAUUUUGUUUUUCUUGCCCUUGGAAGAAAGGAAUCAUAUUCUCAACGAGUUCUCAACCAGAACUUGUAAGAAGAAAAUCCCAAGUCAAAACUCUGUUCAUGAAUACAUGUGGUCCAUGGAGUCAGAUGCAGCGUCUGUAGUUGUAUCCAGGUGAAACCGUUUCUCCUGAUAGGUUGAACAGUAACAGUGGUAAUGGAUCAGACAGCUGGUUUCUGGUACUCAUUUAUGCUUGGGUUUUUUAACCCUCACUGGGGCAUCAGAUUUAGAAGUGUAACAUGGAGCUGUAGAGGUGGUGAUUGUCCUAGAGCACCUCCAGGCCUGAACUCCAGCCAACUAUUGCUCUGACUCACAGCAAUAGCAUACCUACCCAUCACCAGCAUCUUACAGAGCAGGGAAUCCCAGGGUUAGUCCAUUGAUAUAGCAUGUGUGUGAAUGGAGACUAGGCACCACAGACAGCUGCAGAACUCUGUUUCCAUGGCUUCUAUCACAAGACGGGUAGAAACACGUUCACUGCUUCAGGGCUCUAACCCAUGCAUCGUAUUAUGGCUUCAUCAUAUUUUUCCUGUAGCUUUGAUAUAUGCUGUGUUUGUUUUAAAUGACUAAUUUUGAAAGUUUUGUCAGCAGUUGGCCAUCCUGCCAUUAUAUGCCAUUCUUGUCAGUAUGGUUUGAGAGUGUAGCUCCAUGGUUAGACUUUCAAGGUCUGCUCAAUCUAUACACACACACCUCCACUGUCAACAGGUGGGACAGCUGUCAAUGAAUCUUCAUGGACCUGAAGAGAAUUUCUUGUGAAGUUGAAUGCAAGUGUACUGUCAUUCACAGUGUUUAUAAAACACCAGGAACCUUCACUUUUGCUACCUUGAUAUAGCAUUGGGUUAUCAUGUUACAACAUUGAAAUACAUCGAUUUAUUAAAAACUACUUUUAUAAGAAA
Messenger RNA from Phodopus roborovskii (desert hamster), 4145 nucleotides. It is a transcript of the gene Desi2, whose product is annotated as desumoylating isopeptidase 2. NCBI's taxonomy places the organism in Eukaryota, Metazoa, Chordata, Mammalia, Rodentia, Cricetidae. Gene Ontology annotation, molecular function: deubiquitinase activity. The transcript has 5 exons. The coding region runs from base 429 to 1013 and encodes 194 amino acids. The record is from RefSeq and is a predicted model, not a curated record. Gene Ontology annotation, biological process: protein deubiquitination.